UCCCAUGGGUGUCCUUCUUACGAUUUCAUACACAGAAUUAACGAGAGUGAGUUAUUUAACGUAAAACGAAUAAAGGAGUAGUAAGCAUUAUUCAUCGCCAAAGUUGAACAUCUUCCAAACAAGUUUCUCAUCGUAAGAAAAAGUUUAUUGAUCUGUAAUUUUUUGUGCUUUGUACGAAAUAGACGAUCGUAGGCUUAAAGUGCAUGAUUAAUGUGUGUGAUCGCGAAUACCUAUCUAAUCGUUUUCAGAUUCAUGAAAAACUUACCAUAGAAUUACCAAAUUGAAGUAUGAGGAAAAGAACAUCCACAGGAAACAUAGCAAUUGGUGUAUUCGUCGUAGGUGCCCUGCUUACAAUCUUAGCAUUUUUUUCCAGAAGUUGGUUAGUUAGUGAUUAUCGAAUUACAGGUGCUGCUUUCAACCGUCUCGGAUUAUGGCACCAUUGUUUUCGAUCCUUAGCUGAUCCAAACGACGAAUAUGGACGACGAUUUUUCGCUGGAUGUAGAUGGAUUUUCGAUCCAUUUACCACCGGAUACGAUCAAAUUCGUGGAUAUUUAGUACCUACUUUUAUGAUAGUGACACAAUUCUUCUAUACGAUCGCAUUCCUCGCUGUAUUGGCAUCUUCAGUCGGUGUAUUAAUUUUCUUCUUAUGUUGUACCCCCGAUGAAGACAGGUUCACUCUGUUAACCAAAGCUCUCGGAUUUACUCUCAUCGGAGCUGGCUGUAGCGCAGCCCUAGCAGUUUUAGUUUUCGGUCUAUACGGUAAUCGAGAUAAUUGGAUGCCCGGACAUGAUAAUAACUUCUUCGGAUGGUCGUUCGGUGUUGCCAUAGCCAGCGUAUUCGCUCUGCUGGCCUCCGGUAUUUUAUUCUUGACUGAAACUCGUAUACAAGAGAAGAAAGAGAAAUAUGCGAAAGAAUCUCAAAGUCGAUUCGAAAUGGAUCAAGAGACAAAAGCCUAAAUUUUAAGCUCACUUUAUGUUGUAUUUGUGUAAUUACGUAAUAUUUUCCGUCCACUCGGUUGUGUACAUUUUCAGCGUUAUUUUUCGUCCUUUUUUUUAUUUUUUUAAAUUUGAUUUUGUACCACUUUUAUUUUACUUAAGUGUAUUUUUUUCAUUCCACCGAUUUUUUUUUCAUAAGUGUACGUUAUUAAGCCCCCGAAAGGAUUAUGCUGUCUUCCAAAUGUCACUUUCACUUAACAAGACAUUAUUUUUUAAGACUUGAAAUUUGCCAUAUAUUGUAACAGUAUUAUUUUAUAUGGAAUCUCAUCAUUUCGUCACAAAGGGCAUAUUUACCCCAAAUUUUAGCAAUUUCUCAUUUUUUAAGACUGCGGAUUCGUUUUCGCUGUAAGUUUAAUCUAGAUCUGGUAUCUUUUAUGUUGUGUUCUGGAAGCAUUAUAGACUUUUAAGUUGUGAGUUGCAUGAAAAUAUUUUUUUAAAGUCUGUGACUCGUGUUAUUUUCACUCGAUUUUUCUCACAACGAAUUUUUCUCUAUAUCAAUAUGUGUUUGUAAUUCUGUAUUCAUUAUCCAAAUUGUAUUUCAUUUCCAAAUGAAUUUUUACUAUGUUUUAGAAUGGACUUUUCUUUCGUUGUAAAUUUUUGUACCUACCUACCUGUUAAUUGAAAGCAAUAAUACAAUACAAUAAAUGUUCCGCCUUUA
Planococcus citri (citrus mealybug) is the source of this 1653-nucleotide messenger RNA. RefSeq names its product sinuous (gene sinu). Gene Ontology annotation, cellular component: membrane; septate junction. Gene Ontology annotation, biological process: regulation of tube size, open tracheal system; septate junction assembly. NCBI's taxonomy places the organism in Eukaryota, Metazoa, Arthropoda, Insecta, Hemiptera, Pseudococcidae. Bases 288 to 956 code for a protein of 222 amino acids. The record is from RefSeq and is a predicted model, not a curated record. The transcript has 5 exons.